UAGACCCUGGCGUCAUGGCGGCGAGCGGCGGCGCCCCCGAGGCCCUCGCCGUCUCCCCCAGCAAGCGGGCCCGGGCCGUGGAGGAGGGCCCGGCGCGCCUCCGCUUUGUCCGGCUCUCCGAACACGCCACCGCCCCCACCAAGGGGUCGGCGCGAGCCGCGGGCUAUGACCUGUAUAGUGCUUAUGAUUAUACAGUACCACCUAUGGAGAAAGCCCUUGUGAAAACUGACAUUCAGAUAGCUCUUCCUUCUGGAUGUUAUGGAAGAGUAGCUCCACGUUCUGGCUUGGCUGCAAAACACUUCAUUGAUGUAGGAGCUGGUGUCAUAGAUGAAGAUUAUAGAGGAAAUGUUGGUGUUGUACUGUUUAAUUUUGGCAAAGAAAAGUUUGAAGUCAAAAAGGGUGAUCGAAUUGCACAGCUCAUUUGUGAAAGAAUUUUUUAUCCAGAAAUAGAAGAAGUUCAAAUUUUGGAGGACACUGAAAGGGGUGCAGGAGGCUUUGGUUCCACUGGAAAGAAUUAAUUUAUGCCAAGAAUAGAAAAUGGCAAAAUUACUUUGUUAAAAAUAAAGUUUUUCUUGAAAGUGUUUUUGGUGUUUUGCUGUUCUGUAAACUCAGUAACUUUAACUUCUAAAAAUACCUGGUUCUCUUGUGAUCAUGGAAAGGGUUCCUCUGUUGGAAUCACACAGAAACUUACUUUCUUGUGUUUUUCUGUAUCUGAUGUAUAAAUUUGUCUUCACCUAAUAAAAAGUUUCUUUUUAAAAUUAAAUGGUUAUUAAUUAUAGAUCCAAAAAAUAUAUUAUUUGACAGUGCUACCCCUCAGCAUUUUGUUUUAAUUACUAUGUUAAACUAUUAGCAAUGCCUUUCAUUCAAUAAACUUGAAUUCUUCCACAGAUAUAAAAUACUGCGUUAAAUGAAUCAAAAG
Messenger RNA from Talpa occidentalis (Iberian mole), 919 nucleotides. It is a transcript of the gene DUT, whose product is annotated as deoxyuridine triphosphatase. Bases 15 to 518 code for a protein of 167 amino acids. Gene Ontology annotation, molecular function: magnesium ion binding; dUTP diphosphatase activity. The record is from RefSeq and is a predicted model, not a curated record. The transcript is spliced from 7 exons. Gene Ontology annotation, biological process: dUMP biosynthetic process; dUTP catabolic process. NCBI's taxonomy places the organism in Eukaryota, Metazoa, Chordata, Mammalia, Eulipotyphla, Talpidae.